GUCAUCCCUUGGCAGUCGGUAGCUGCAGCUGAAAACGGUCAUCAGUGUGGUAAACGAGGUCACGCAUUUCGGUAAACAGUUCCUCGUCCUGAAAAUGAUCAGCAAAUUUACCACGGAAGUGUGGAAUGGUGUAUCACUAGCAAUUUUAGUCUUGAACUACCUUGUACUGGUACUGGGGAUAGAUCCUCCUCCGAACAUAGUCUUCAUUUUAGCAGAUGACCUCGGCUGGAACGAUGUCGGUUUUCAUGGAUCUUCCCAGAUACCGACACCUAACCUCGAUGCUCUUGCCUAUUCUGGAAUCAUUCUGAAUCGCUACUACGUCACACCCAUCUGUACUCCUUCUCGGGCGGCACUCAUGACGGGAAAGUAUCCAAUACACACAGGUAUGCAACAUGCCGUCCUCUACGGGAUGGAACCGAGAGGGCUGCCGCUAGAGGAGAAACUGUUACCGGAAUAUUUGAAGGAGUUGGGCUACCAGAACCACAUCGUCGGCAAAUGGCACCUAGGGCAUUAUACACUCAAGUACACCCCGCUGCAACGAGGAUUCGACUCGCACGUAGGUUUCUGGACUGGCCAUCACCACAUGUUUGAUCACAGUUCCGUUGAAACGGAAACCUGGGGUUUGGACAUGCGACGCGGGUAUGACGUUGCGUACGAUCUACACGGAAAUUACACCACUCAUGUGAUACGAAAUGAAGCAGUAGCUAGAAUCCAAAGCCAUACCCUGUCGGAUCCGCUGUUUCUGUACGUGGCCCAUGCAGCGGUGCACUCUGCCAAUCCGUAUGAUCUGCUACCUGCACCGGACUCCACGGUAGAUCGAAUGAAACACAUCCAGAACUAUCAACGGCGUAAGUUUGCAGCAAUGCUUACGGAGCUGGACGAUUCGGUGGGAGCUAUUGUCCAAGCACUGAGCAUUCGAGGUAUGUUGGACAAUACGAUCAUCGUAUUUAGCUCGGAUAACGGUGGGCCGGCAGAAGGUUUCAACAGUAAUGCCGCUUCUAACUGGCCUUUGCGAGGAGUCAAAAACACCCUAUGGGAAGGUGGAGUACGAGCGGCUGGUUUCAUCUGGAGUCCUUUUCUGAAAAAUAACUGUCGAGUAUCGCAGCAAAUAGUCCAUAUAACUGACUGGCUUCCAACAUUGUUAGACGCCGUCGGUUAUGAUAUGUUAAAUCUCCCACCAAAUUUGGACGGCAUCAGUUGUUGGCAACAACUGCAGGACGGGAACCUAACCGAUCGGCGCGAGAUUCUUCACAAUAUCGAUGAUAUUUGGGGCAGUGCUGCUCUUACGGUUAACAACUGGAAGGUUCUAAAGGGAACCAAUUACAACGGCCAGUGGGACAAUUGGUACGGUCCAGCAGGAGAUCGCGAGGCAAAGUCUUACAAUUUAACCUCCAUCAAGAGCUGUCCUACUGGGAAAGCUCUGAACAAAAUGAAAAUACUUCCAACCGACGAUGUCAUUUUACAGCUACGCAGCGAAGCUAGCGUUCAGUGUAUAGGUAUGAGAAAAACUAAUUGCAAUCCCUUGAAGGCACCUUGUCUUUUUGACAUCGUUCGGGAUCCGUGUGAAUUGGACAAUAUGGCGGAGAAAUAUCCAACUAUUUUGGAAAGUAUGUUGAAGAAAUUAGACGCGCAUAACGCAACGGCAGUGCCUCCCGGAAAUAUGCCUUUGGACACACGAGGUGAUCCCAGAUUCUGGAGUUAUACGUGGCACAAUUUCGGGGAUGAUCUUGGAUCAUACCAAAUACUGGGGAAUUGAAUAUAAGUUAAAA
Topomyia yanbarensis is the source of this 1769-nucleotide messenger RNA. Its product is annotated as arylsulfatase B. The record is from RefSeq and is a predicted model, not a curated record. Bases 95 to 1756 code for a protein of 553 amino acids. The transcript has 6 exons. Lineage: Eukaryota; Metazoa; Arthropoda; Insecta; Diptera; Culicidae.